AUGCCCGUCGCGGGCUCCGCGCUGCUCCUCGGCUUUGACAUCGGCAGCCUGCACCCUCAGACUACGACGUUUCACCAGGCCCAGACCCUCCGAGUCCUCGAGAUGCGCAUCUGCUCCUCCUCAGCGGUCAUGUCCGGCCUGUCCUCGGCGCUGUUCCUCGCCGCGACCGCCGCGGACCACCGAGCCCAAACCGCACCCGACCGCGCCUCCCCGUCCGCCCCCUCCCACGACGUGACUCCCGCGCCGGAUCCCGCGUUCGCACUUCAUCGGCCCCCGGGAGCUCGGCAGCAGAGCGACCCGACAUCUUCCGACGGCCGGACGGGCUUCAUCGCGUGGUACUCCCAGUCGGACCGCUGGGUCUCGGCGACGUGCCCUUCGCACGACUACUUCGCGGCAGACGAUAAGUUCGGCGUCUGCUGCCCGCGGGACAGCCCUUACUGCGACGUGGCGACCUCGUGCGGGGGGGCCUCCGCGAACUACGCCGUCGGGCCGAGUGGCCAGGCGGACUGGUAA
Colletotrichum higginsianum IMI 349063 is the source of this 513-nucleotide messenger RNA. RefSeq lists its product as uncharacterized. Bases 1 to 513 code for a protein of 170 amino acids. NCBI's taxonomy places the organism in Eukaryota, Fungi, Ascomycota, Sordariomycetes, Glomerellales, Glomerellaceae. The transcript is spliced from 2 exons. The record is from RefSeq and is a predicted model, not a curated record.